UCCUCGGGGACGUUUGCCUUCAAAUUUGAUCUCAUUAAUUUUUAGCAGUGAAGCUGCAGCUUUAGUUUCACGACCGCAGCACAAUGAGCGAAUCGCCUGCGGGACAAACAACGAGCAGCUGCCGCCGGUGACACGUUACGUAAUGUCGGUGACACAGUGACGUCCUGCAGCUAAAACAUCUAGCCUAGCCAAAGCUAAGCUAACUCGGUCGUUGAAGCCAGCUCCGGGGAGUCUCUCCGCUGAAAAGCUCGAGAAAAGUGCCGCUUCCUCGCUGUCAACUGAACCCGCCCGCGUGUCGCGUUGCUCCAUCCUCCCGUGUGUCCGAGAAAUGGCUUUGGUGACAGGACUGAGGAGGCUGCUGGCUCCGGUCCGGUUACGGGAUUACUCGCGGACGACGGCGGCGGUGGCUUCGGGCUCCUGGCUGACGGGGCUGAGGGGGUUCACCAGCGGCACGCGGCCGCUCAGGUCAGACAACAAGGUGACAGUUCACUUCAUCAACAGAGACGGGGAGAAGGUCACAGUGAAGGGUUCCCCUGGAGACUCACUGCUUGAUGUCGUUAUUAAUGAAGACCUUGAUUUUGAUGGCUUUGGAGCGUGUGAGGGGACGCUGGCGUGCUCCACGUGCCAUCUAAUCUUUGACGAGGAUGUUUACAAGAAUCUGGGGCCGGUCACAGAUGAGGAGCUAGACAUGCUGGACUUAGCAUAUGGCCUGUCUGACACAUCUCGUCUGGGCUGUCAGAUCUGCCUGACGAAGUCUCUGGAGGGAAUGGUGGCCAGGGUUCCAGAGAGCGUAGCCGACAUCCGACAAAGCAAAGAUGGAUCUGGUUAACCGUGGAGCCGCUGCUGUGGAUCAUGGGUGUAGACAGUGUGGUUGUGUCCGGUCACAACUGAGUGAACAACAUGCACGCAUAGAUGAUGGUACGUGAAAAUCUGCCAGUACUGCUACUGCUGUACUUGGACGAAUGCCAUGGCACUGCAUUCAUUUUUAAACCUCCCAACUCACAGGAAAUCUACAGACAACUUUUAAUAACCAAGUAUGAGUACAGGACUCAACAAAAUUAUUUUUAUAGAACGUAAAAGUGCCCCCUUUCUGCACAGUGUCUGCUCGGACAUAAACUGUUUAUAAAGAUGGAUGAUGCUUCUCCACUUCUUUCCACUAUCCAGAAAUGAAGCCAGAAAAUCUUGAAUACGAGCGCUGCCUUUUUUACAUUUGGGGACAGAGUCUGUGCAGUAACGCUCAGAGGAUGGAUUUAUCACUUUAGGGGAGCAGUCAUGUUGUCCAUCUUUAUAUACAGUCCGUGGUUAGAACAUUGCUGCUGUAUUGUGGUGAAUAACAACAAUAUUUAAGGUUUAAGUUCUAAACUUAGAUAAACCAAUCAUAUCACCAAAUUGUAAACUCUACCUAUGAAUCAUCUUGUCGCUAUGGAUGUAGUGGAGGGCAGUGUUUGAUGCUGGACUCUCGCUGUCGUCCACCGCUGUUCUUCUCUGUUAUCUAGGAAAGUGUCUUUUUCUCAUUAACGCCACUAAGUUUACACGUCCAGUCGCAGUUUCUUCUCUCGACGCAACAUCCAAACGUUUGAAGUUCAGGUGUGAAUCCAGUCGUAUCCACUGAACAAGCUGAGUGGCACGUGUGCGUGUGAGCCAAUAACAGUUCUCGAUGCCUUACAGAUUGUGCUGAUACUGACACCCACUUGCCCCACCCCUCUCCACAAAAACAUA
Paralichthys olivaceus (Japanese flounder) is the source of this 1719-nucleotide messenger RNA. Its product is annotated as adrenodoxin. NCBI's taxonomy places the organism in Eukaryota, Metazoa, Chordata, Actinopteri, Pleuronectiformes, Paralichthyidae. Gene Ontology annotation, molecular function: 2 iron, 2 sulfur cluster binding. The record is from RefSeq and is a predicted model, not a curated record. Gene Ontology annotation, biological process: P450-containing electron transport chain.